Lottia gigantea (owl limpet) is the source of this 2325-nucleotide messenger RNA. RefSeq lists its product as hypothetical. The transcript is spliced from 13 exons. The coding region runs from base 1 to 2325 and encodes 774 amino acids. Lineage: Eukaryota; Metazoa; Mollusca; Gastropoda; Lottiidae. Gene Ontology annotation, biological process: rRNA processing. Gene Ontology annotation, cellular component: nucleus. The record is from RefSeq and is a predicted model, not a curated record. Gene Ontology annotation, molecular function: RNA binding.
AUGGAUGAAGUUCUUAAAGAUGAACGUUUUUCACACAUUGCCAAGGAUCCAAGAUUUUGGCAAAUGCCAAAGAAAGAAAAGAAAGUUAAGAUUGAUAAAAGAUUUCAAGCAAUGUUUAAUGAUAAGAAAUUUCAGGUGAAAUACAGUGUUGAUAAAAGAGGUCGACCAAUAGAUAUUAGUAGUAAAGAUAAUCUAAAACGUUUCUAUGAUUUAUCUGAUUGCACUGAUGAAGAUGAGUCUGAAAAGAAAUCGAAGUCAGAGAAAAAAUCUAAGAAGAAGAAAGAUAAGCAGAAUAGAUUGGCAAAGUCCAGUAAAGUUUCUGUUGACAGCUUGGAAACAAACAAACAGCUGAAUAAAACAAAAAAUGCAUUCGAAAUUGACAACAAACAAGACAAAAAGAAAGAAAAGCAGACUGAUAAUCAUGAUGUUUUUUCCAAAAGCAAAAAGAAAGCAAAAAAGCAAGAUAUUGAAAUCAAUAUAAAUGAAAGUGAGCAAAUUGAUAAUCUUGAAGUUGAUUUAGAAGAAAACAUGAGCAAAAAUAGUGAGAGUGACAAUGAUAAUUGUAAUGACAAUGACAGUGAUAAUGUUAAUUCUAAUGGCAGUGACAAUGAAAGUGAUAGUGAUGAAGAAAGUGACAGUGACUAUGGUGAUUCCGAUGAUGAGCUAGAUCCAUCAAGAGGUGUAGGUCAAGAAGAAGAAAGUUCCUCUGAAGAGGAAUUUGAAUUUGAUGCAGAUGAUAAUUUUGAUCAUAAUUGGAUGGAAUUAGAGAAAGAUAUACCAGAAGUUAAAGAUUGUAGUAAUAGAUUAGCUGUUUGUAAUUUAGAUUGGGAUAGAAUUAAAGCUGCUGAUAUUUUUAUGUUAUUUAAUUCUUUUAAACCAGCUAAUGGAUAUAUACAAUCUGUUUCAAUAUACCCAUCAGAGUUUGGAAAAGAAAGAAUGAGAGAAGAAGAGUUUGAAGGACCUAAAGAAUUAGUAGAGAGAAAUGAUAAUGAUGUACCACAAACAUCAGAAGAAAUAUUAGAAGAAAAGUUACGUCAAUAUCAAAUCAAUAGAUUACGGUAUUAUUAUGCUGUUAUUGUGUGUGAUAGUAUAGAUACAGCUAUUAAGAUAUAUGAUGAAUGUGAUGGCAAGGAAUUUGAAACUAGUUGUACUAAAAUAGAUUUAAGGUUUAUACCAGAUGAUAUGGUAUUUGAUGAUGACCCUAAGAGUACCUGCAAAGGAGUAUCGGAGUAUAAACCUAAUUACUUUUCUAAUUCAGCUCUGGGUAGAAGUCAGGUGAAACUGACGUGGGAUGAUACAGAUCAAGACAGAUUAAAGGUUACCAUGACUAAAAUAGAUCCUAAAAAAAUAGAUGAUUUAGAAAAAGAUUAUGAAAAUUACAUAGCAUCUAGUUCUGAUGAGGAAGAAGCUGGUGAAGCAGGAUCUAGUAAUUCUGAUAGUGAUAACAGUGAUACAGAAGAGAAUAGAUUAGAGAAAUACAGACAGCUAAUACAAGAUAUUGAUGAGAAAAAGAAUAAAAAACAAGAAGAAGAUGUUGAGAUGGAGAUAACAUGGGAACCAGGGUUGAAAGAAACAACUCAAAGUCUAGUCAAUCAAAGUUUAGAAAGUGAUAUUAAAGUAACACCAUGGCAGAAAUUUCUAGACAAGAAAAAAGAAAAGAAGAAAGAGAGAAAAAAAGAAAGAAAACAACUGAAAGAAAAAGCCUUGAUGGAUGCUUUUAGUGAUGAUGAAGUACCUGAAGGAGUUGAUAUGACUGAUCCUUACUUUAAAUCAGAAUUAAAAGGUAAGGAUUCUGAAAAUAGAUUUCUUGAAAAGUCAGAAAAAAACAACCUUUCAUCAUUGCCAUUUAACUUCACUGAUGAUAUAUUACAGGCUAAAUUAGCUUUACUAAUGAUGGAUGAUGAAGAUGAUAGUAAACAUUUUAAUCUUGAGAAACUAGUUAAAGAUGCUCAAAAGAAAAAGAAAAAGAAGAAGAAAAAGAAGUUAGAAGAAGAUGAUGAUAAUGAUAAAGAAGAUGAUUUUCAAGUUGAUGUUGAAGAUCCCAGAUUUUCAGCUUUGUUUGAUUCUCAUCUGUUUAACGUGGACCCGUCAGCUCCAGAAUUUAAGAAAACCAAAGGAUCAGAAGCAUUUGUGAAUGAAAAACAGAAAAGACGACAAAAAGAAGGAUAUUCUAAACCUUUAAAACGUAAAAUAAAUUUAGAUAAACAAUUAGAGACUGUUACUGAUGAGUUGCAACCUCCAACUAAAGAAUCAAUAUCACAUUUAGUCAAAUCAGUGAAAACUAAAACUCAAAAGUUUCAAGCUAAAAGAAAGAAAGUGUCUUGA